UUAGGUCUCAGAGGAGUGAAUGCUAAGCUAAAACUACUGGAAAUAAACUGUCCUUUGCACGAAACUGCUGUUAAAAUAUGAUAGAAAUCGGGAAUUCAUUAAUACUCAAAUAUCUUGACAUUUAACACGCGUGGAAGCAGCGAAACGAUGAUUAUAUAUGGCAAUAUAGCUGAAGGCUGCUCCUUGACAACCUGUUGAACGUUUGCAAUGAAGCCAAACAUUCAUUCAAAGGGUUUGUUAUAGCAGUCACAAAUGUUCAAAGACAACAGAGGGCUGGUAAAAGAUGUGGUCUCCUUGAGAAGUCAGCUGCGAUUAACUGAGAAAAACCUGCAGUCACUUGGAGAACAAUUGAGUCAAUCAGGAAAUAACAUCAUUGCUGAGGAUAAAGACAGGAGUGGAGCAGAUUGGUUCCCAGGCUGUCUCACUCUAGAGGACCUUCAUAAGCCUAAUACUGGAGGAUAUCCACACCUUGACAGAACAACAGAGCAGAGGGCAUGUGCUCAUAUAUCCACCUGUGACUGCAGGCCAGUCAGAGACAUGGAGACAGAGAUGUCUGUGCUCAGGAGGAAGGUCUACUCCAUCAGGCAAGAGAACACUUCUUUGGUCAUGGAGAACAAGCAGCUCAUCAGUGACCUAGAAGCUGCUCAGCUUGAGUUAUCCAGCUCAACGUCCAAGAUUCAUGUGUUGGGAUCCACUGUUGGAGCCAGAAUAUCCAAUGUGCCCCUCAUGAAGGAGCAAAUCUUGGGUUUAGAGAGAGAACUGGACACUCAAUCCAGAGCUUUAGAGUAUGCAGAGCAGAAGUUGGAAGCAAGUGAACAGACAGUGAUGCUGAGCAACAGGCUGGUGGAGAAGCUCAGAGAUGAGCUGAGAGUUGUUAAAGCCGAACUAGAAGAAAGAACACGUCUGGGGAAACGUGCGGAGCAGCAGAGAAACCAAGCGCUCCAAAAUGCAGAGAUGCUCACUCUCACCUUCAAGGACUACAAGGAGGAUGUGUCUGAAAAGCUCAGGAAGGUGAUGGAGAGUGAGGAUCAGCUUAAAGUUAGUCUCAUGGAGUGUGACAGGGAGAGAGAGGAGCUUGAGAGGAAAUGUGCUGAGCAGGAGAGAGAGAAGGAGAGUCUAUGUCAGAACAUAUGUGAGCUGAAGGAAGUUUACAGUCGAUCUGAGUGUCUCUCUACGGAGCGUGUGCAGCUGCUGUCUCAGGUGCAGCAGCUUUCAGAUCACCUGAAACAGCUGCAGAAGGAUCUGACUGAGAGGGAGGCACGUCUGCAGGAAGUAGCACGACUGAGGAGGGAGAACGAGGACCUGCGUCUCCUCACGGCCUGUCAGGAGCAGAGGGUGGCUCAAGCAAACAGAGAGAGAGAGCAGGACAGAGCAGAGCUGACCAGCCUAGAGAGCAUUCUGGACUUAUUACAUCUUAGAGAGAAUCGUGAUGGUGCGUUAUGUGUAAACCCCUGUCUACUGCCUUCUCAGUUCACCAGCACUAUUGAACACAAGAGUGGUGAGCGCUAUCAGAAGCUGUUGCCAGUGCUGCAGAUGGCUGAGCGAGAGAAGAGCAGGCAGGCCAGUGCCGCACAUGGUCUGCAGGAGAGACUGACCAGAGCUCAGGAAGAGAUCUCCUCCCUGCAGACCUCCAUCACUGAGAGAUCCUCUCACUACCAGCAGCUCCACAAUCAGCUCCUGAAUAAAGCUGCUCAAGCCACCUCCUUUGAGAAAGAGCUAAAAAAGAAGAGUUCACGUGUUGUCGUACUGGAGAAACAACUGCAGGAGAAGAGUGCAGCUUAUUCCCAGGCAGCAAUAAAGACCAACCAGCUUGAACAAGAGCUCUUGGAGAAGGCCCGCAGCAUUCAACACUACCAGUCAGUCUUGAACAAAAAACAGAGGGAAUAUCAUCAGACUAUAAAGAAGUCCAAGAUUGCACAAUCCCACAAAUGCAAAGAAAUGGAGGACAGAAUAGAGGUGCUGCAGUUGUCUCUGGUUCAGAAGCAGACUGAAAUUGAGGAGCUGGAGCAACAUGUGUCUGACAUUGAUGCAGAGAAGCUGGAGUCACAACAGAGAGCUGCUUUUCUGCAGACCACCAUAGAUCAGCUUACUGAGGAUUUCAAGGCAAAAUCUGAACACAGUGAAGAGACACAUAGAAAUAUUGUAGAGCAGGCUGCUGAGUCUGCUUCAAAGGUGAGGAGCCUACAGAAAGAACUGUCCUCCUGUAAAGAGGAGCUAUGUUGUCACCUGCAGCAGAUGGAGGAGGUGAAAAAAUAUCACGGGAAGCAGCUGGAGCUGAAGAACUGUGAGCUGUCAGAGCUGCAGGAAGAGUUGAGAAGGAAAUGUGUGGCUUUUCAAUGCUCCAGUGAGGAGAACCUACAGCUGCAGGACUCCAUUGAGAACCAGCACACCAUGCUGCAGGACAGCACGUCACGCAUUGCACAGCUGGAGGAGAGCCAGAGUCAGCUGCAGAGCCAGGUGUCCCAGUUGGAACAAGAGUUGGAGAAGGAGCGCACAUCCUUGUCUCAAGCCUUGAGGAGAAGGGAGAGAGAGGUGGAGGAGGCCACCCAGGAGGUACAGAAGAAAGAGAGACAGGCUGUGGAACUAUCCGACUCCAUAACGCAGCUGAGCUCAGAGAUGAGUAAGUGUCGAGUGGAGCUGUCAGACAUGGAGCUGGAGCUGUUGCAUCUGAGGAGAGACAUCAGCACUAAAGCAUCUCAGCUCAGUCAGAUGGAGGACACGCUCAAGGAGACCAAAGGCCUGCUGGAUAAAAAGAGUGAAAUGGUUAUAGACCUGGAAGAGAAGCUCCACCGCAGUGAUCUGGACAGGCGAAAUUUGCUGCAGCGGACACAGUUGCUGGAGGGACAGUUGCAGGAAGUGCGUGGAGAGCUGUCAGACACUCUGGACCACUUGCAGGAGCUGAGAGACAUGCUGAAGCAGACACAGCUGACUUCAGACCAGCAGCAAGCAGCCAUUGAUAAACUUGCUGCUGAGCUUAGAGAGAAUCAGAGGGAACUGGAGGAGAAGAAUCAUGAAGUGUUGGAUCUGGACACUGCACUGAAAGAGAGACAGGGGGAGCUACAGCAGAGAGCACAGCUGCUGGGCCAGUUGGAUGUGGCCAUUAAGGAACACAAGCUAGAGAUGGAUAAGAAGGUGGAAUAUCUACAGGAGGCUCUGGAGAAGAGCCAGAAAGAGCUGAGAGAGAAGGACGAGCAGAUGCAGUUCCUGACAAAGAGGCUGGAGAUGGUGCAAUCACAGCAGCAGGAUGGGGAAGAGGGGCUUAAGAAGGGUGCUGUAGAGCAUGGGCAACAGCUACGUGCAUAUCGUGAGCAGCUACAGAAAACUGUUAAGGAGCUCCAGGAGGCACACACACACUGUAACACUCUGACCAGACAGAUAGAGGAAGUCAGCCUGCAAGCACGUCAGAAGGAGUGUGAAGUUCAUCAGCUGCAAGAGGAGAUGGCUGCGAUGGAGAAGCGCUCUUCACAGGCAGAGGUCAGACGUCAGGCCACCGUUAAUGACCUACAACAACAACUUGAUCAGCAGAGAAAAGAGCACCACAAAGAGCUUUCAGCGCUGCAGCAGACACGUGGGCAGCUGCUGAAGGUCUCGGAUCAGAUCUCCAGCAGUCUGCGUAAUUCUCAGGAGCAGCUGACUCAGCGGCUACAGCAGGCUCAUGACCAACUCGAGGAGGCCAGAGCUACCUCUGCUUGCCUACAUGGCGAGCUUCGCAGCAAAGAACAGCUCCUGCAGUGUGCUAAUGAGAACCUGCUUAUCAAGGAGUCAGAGAUCACCCGUCUUCUGGCCAAGCUUUCUAGCUUUGAAAGAGCCACAGAAAUACAAAAUAUCACACUUUGUCACAAACCCCACACUCCUGCCCAUCGCUCUCCUCCUCUUAAAGACACUAUUCUUCAGAGCUCCCUGCCCCCCUCCCACAAAACCUCUUCUGCAUGCUCCAGCCUCUCUUCUUGGCACAACACUUUCUCUGACACCUCUCUGGAGCUUUCGGACAGUUUGAAAGCCAGUGUGCAGGCUGCACUGUUGCCACCCCCCUCCCCAGACCAAGCCUGGCAGGGUCUCACCACCAGUGAGGUCACCUCCACAACAGACAUGUCCUUUAAUCCACUCACGUACAUGCUGGACCAAGAGGAACCAGAGGAAUCGGACCUGGACACUCUCUCUGGUAUGCUGAGGUUUGUUAACCACACACUGGCGCUUCAAGAGCAGCAAUCCUUCUGCAACACCAGCACCCAGAAACAAGAAAUGAAUGAUUGAGGUUAAAGCUCUACGGGGGAUGUGUUCUAACUGAAGAACGGAUUAAGGAUUCAUUUUCCUGAAGUUAUCUCAGAUUAAACACUUGGUACCAAACAAGCUGAUCCUUUUGUAUUUUAUGUGAACUUCUAGAUGAUAAAUGUACAAAGCCUAAAUAUUACUUUAAACUCUGUUCAUCUCAGUGGAUCAGUUUUGUUUUGCUAAAACUAUUUGAACUUUUCCAGGCACACAAUCACGCUCUAAAUACUGUCUUAAUCUGUACUUGAAACUUGUUUUUGUAUUUAUGUAUUUUGUUAUACUUUUUAUAAUGCCAUUUUAUUAUAUUUCUGAUUUGAAUGAUUUAUAAUAAAUUAUGAUU
Molecule: messenger RNA, 4609 nt
Organism: Xyrauchen texanus (razorback sucker)
Lineage: Eukaryota; Metazoa; Chordata; Actinopteri; Cypriniformes; Catostomidae
Product: coiled-coil domain-containing protein 18-like
Source: RefSeq, a predicted model, not a curated record